Messenger RNA from Canariomyces notabilis, 1438 nucleotides. RefSeq names its product S-adenosyl-L-methionine-dependent methyltransferase. Gene Ontology annotation, molecular function: methyltransferase activity. Bases 29 to 1090 code for a protein of 353 amino acids. Lineage: Eukaryota; Fungi; Ascomycota; Sordariomycetes; Sordariales; Chaetomiaceae. The record is from RefSeq and is a predicted model, not a curated record. Gene Ontology annotation, biological process: methylation. The transcript is spliced from 4 exons.
CGAGCUCAGCGAGCAGUAUGAGACGCCAAUGGGCCUUGCCCACACGACCAUGCAGGCUCUCAAGGACCGUAUCAAACUGCACUAUGACCUGGCCAGCGACUACUACCUGAACCUCUGGGGCGAACACAUUCACCACGGCUACUGGCCUACCGAGGAGUCUAAAGCAAUUGAGACCAAAGAAGCUGCCCAGCUGAACCUGAUCCGUCUCCUCCUCGACGUUUCCCAUCUCACCCCGGAGACCACCACCGGCCCGCUCCGAAUCCUGGACGUGGGCUGCGGAAUAGGCGGCACCUCCCGUUACCUCGCGUCCACGGCCCUGCCCAACUGCGCCGUAACCGGCAUCACCAUCUCGGGCAAGCAGGUGCAGAUCGCAACCAGGCUGAGCAAAGCCGCCUCCUCUUCCUCGUCCUCCAGUCCUUCUCCUUCAUCGCCCGAAGGAUUGCAGCAGCAAAACGGCCAUCGGGAUGAUAAAGACGAGGCCGGUUUCAUCCCCCUUGGCUCGCAAGGCGGCAAAGUGCGCUUCAUCGAGCUCGACGCCGAGAAGAUGGGCGAGUACUUUGGAUCUGACCCGUCAUCCUCAUCCUCGUCCUCAUCUUCCUCGCCCGCCGUAAAUCAUAAUAACGACAAUGACAACGGCAAAUUCGACGUUGUCUGGAUCUCCGAAGCCCUGAGCCACUUCCCCAACAAGGCUCUCUUCUUUCGGAACGCGCACGCGCUGCUCCGCCCCGGGGGCAAGCUGGUGCUGGCCGACUGGUUCAAGGCCGAGGGGCUUGACGAGGCUCAGUUUGCGGCAGACAUCAAGCCUAUUGAGGAUGGGAUGCUCCUCCCGCCGCUGUGCACGCAGCAGGGCUAUGUUGACUUGGCGAGGGAUGCCGGGUUCGACGUGCUGAGUGCCCCAAAGGACAUCAGCAAGGACGUGAGCAAGACUUGGGACAUUUCCUGGUCUCUCGUACAGAAUCCCUCGCUCUGGGCAUUUGCCUUUAGCCAGGGGAGAGACGGCAUCGCGUUUCUGCAGGCAUUCCGCGCCAUGAGGAGAGGCUACGCAAACGGUAGCUUUCGAUACGCAGUCAUAUCAUUCGUGAAGCCAUGAAGAGAGCCACUGCCACGCCUGGGAAUUACUUUUGCUAGAUAGACCUGCCCUUGAGUGCGCCCUAUAGACAGGAACGCUGUUCUCUAAUCUCUCUUAUUGCACACGAAAAGCCCGGGAAACCCGCUCCGCCCAAACCGCACCUAACAAACGCCUCGUGACCGACCCGGGUAUCGUUAUCGUUACAACAGGUCAUUAAAAUAGAAAGACCUCCGGCGAAUGCCAAACCGAGCUUAACCAUGCCCCUAUGUCCUAUCCCAUCAGCCCUCUCAAGCUAGCAAGCGCCUCUUAAUAGGCGCGGGGAGCGGUUUGCCGUUGAGCAUAUCGCGCUCUUUGAGAAGCGAAGCCUUG